UAGUUUGGGUGUUUGGGCUUUAGUCCAUUCAUUGUGAGAAGUACCACCAAGUUUGCAAUAAUAUGGGAUUUUGUGACAUCAUAAUCACGAUGAAAUAUUACUGCUCAUUAUUGUAGACGGAAAUAUUUGAGAUUUUCUACCUAAUUUAGUUUAAUUUAAUGCCACGCAACAGCGGAAUCGUUUUCUGUUCUUGAUAUGUUUCCGGGGGAGCUAUUGAGCGGCGGACUAGUUCACACGCCGCUGGCUGUUUGGUUCAUCACAAUUCACUGCGCCAUGCCGACUGAUACCAAACGUGUACGCGGCCCAGAAGUGUCUCAGAGCCCGUCUCUGUUUCUGUGCCAGCCGGCGGGCGCUCUCCCGUCGCACGGCCCCAGAGCGGACGGUCGGCAGCGGGAUCAAGUGGACGUCCGGCCCGUCUUUGUCCGCUGCGGACUGGUGAGCCAAGCUAAAGGCUCCGCGUACAUCGAGUCUGGAAACACCAAGCUGAUGUGCUGCGUUUAUGGCCCCAGAGAAACCGAGAGGAAAGAUGAGACCGACAUGAAAUGCGGAAGGUUGACGACUGACAUGCGUUUCGCCCCAUUUUCCUGCCCGGAGAGGGGUUCCUGGAUCCAGGGAAGCCAGGACAAAGACUUCUCCCUGAUGCUUCAUGAGAGUCUGCAGCCAGCUGUGUGCCUCCACAAAUAUCCCCGCUCCCAGAUCGAGGUCAACGUGAUGGUUCUUGAGAACAGCGGAUCGGUUCUGGCCCACGCCGUCACAUGUGCUUCUCUCGCUCUGGCAGAUGCAGGGAUCGAAAUGUAUGAUCUGGUGCUUGGUUGUUCCAUCCGCCAGGAUGGUGCAUCUUACGUGGUUGACCCUACUUACACAGAGGAAAACAGCUCAGUCAGCAGCAAGAACCAAGGCGGUCUGACUGUGGCGUUCCUCCCCAGCCUGAACCAGAUUUCUGGGCUGCAGUCAGAUGGAGAAAUGGCAGAAGAGACUCUGACAGCUGGGGUUCGGACCUGCAUUGAGGGAUGCUAUAAACUGUACCCGGUCAUCCAACAAGCUCUGGCCAAAGCUGUGCGUAAGGCUGCUCCCCCGCCAUCAGAGAGCUGAGAGACUCAUUAACCAAUAACUGAUUUUUUUCAUAGUUUUCUAGUUCAGCUUCCAAUCCUUAUUCCAACAACAAGACCUAUAUUUCUAUGUUGGCAAGAAUGUGCUGUAAGUGAAAUUUGAUAACACAGAUUUCUGAAUUUUCUUAUUAAAUAAUUUAACAGUGUG
Molecule: messenger RNA, 1257 nt
Organism: Acanthopagrus latus (yellowfin seabream)
Lineage: Eukaryota; Metazoa; Chordata; Actinopteri; Spariformes; Sparidae
Gene: exosc6
Product: exosome component 6
Exons: 2
Coding region: 196-1092 (298 amino acids)
Biological process (GO): poly(A)-dependent snoRNA 3'-end processing; nuclear mRNA surveillance; rRNA catabolic process
Cellular component (GO): cytoplasmic exosome (RNase complex); nuclear exosome (RNase complex); nucleolus
Source: RefSeq, a predicted model, not a curated record